UCCCUUCUCCAGUAUGUGGAGUCAGCAAAACCUGGGGUGCCAUCAGCCCCCACCCCCAGGAAACAGGCUGGUAGUCUUCUGUGCCUGCUACCCACAGAAGACAGGCCUCAUCUUCUGGGGCAGCCAGGUAUGUGCUUGCAAGGGCGAGCUGACUUUCUGGUUCUGUGCAGACGUGCCUGGAAGUUCUUCCUGUAGUCUAACCUUAACCCCUCCAGCUGCCUUAUCUACCACUAGAAGCCAGUCUUGAUAGCCCUGGAAGGAAAGGGACAGGCUGUGUUUUUGUUUUGUUUUUCCUAAUGUAUCCUAAGUACUUAUCCACAUGCAAAGCACUGUUUAAGAACAUGCCAUCUGUCAACUCAUUUAAUCCCUAUAGCAAUUGUAUGAGGUAGGUAUUAUUACAGUCAUCCCUUGGUAUCCAUAGGAGAUUGGUUCCAAGACCCACCCCACUUCCCAAACCAAAAUCCAAGGUUGCUCAAGUUCCUUAUAGUAAAUGGCGUAGGGAAUUCCCCGGCGGUCAGUGAUUAGGACUCCAGGCCUUCACUGCUGUGGGCCAGGGUUCAAUCUCUAUAGUCAGGGAACUAAUUAAGAUCCAAGAAGCCAUACAGUACACCAAAAAAAUAAAUAAAAUGGUGUAGUAUUUGCACAUAACAUAUACACAUCUUCCCAUAUACUUUAAGAUAUACUUUUAAGUCAUUUCUAGAUUACUUAUAACAUCUAAUAUAAUGUAAAUAGUUGUAAAUACAAUGUAAAUGCUAGAUAACUAGUUACUGGUAAGCAGUACACUCAAGUUCUGUUCUUUGGAAAUUUCUGGAUUUUUUUUUUUUUUUUUUGAUCUUCAUUCAGUCGACUCUGCAGAUGUGGAACCUGUGGAUACAGAGAGCUGACUGUAUGUCUUGAGGAGGAGACUUGAGGUUCAGAGAGGCUAAGUAAUUUGCCUAAGAUCACACAGCUAGUUUGGGGGAGGGGUUAGGAAGCCCUCAGGAUUUGAAUCUACCAGGUCCAUAUUAGCUCCAGUGUCUGUUUUUAACCCAAGCCACAGCUGCCUCUGAGUUGGAGCCACGGUUCCUAAAGAGUCUGGGCUGGUCUGAGUUAGAAGUCAGAGAGAAAAAGGAUUCACCCUGAGUAUUUUUGCCUCCUGAUUGAGUUUUCCAAAAUCCAAGGAUGCUCAAGCCCCUUAAAUGUUCUAGGGAAUUCCCUGGUGGUUCAGUGGUUAGGACUCCACACCUUCACUGCCGUGGGCCAGGGUUCGAUCCCCUGGUUGGAGAGCUAAGACCCCACAAGCUGCACAACGCAGUCAAAAAAUAAAAAUAAAAUGGUGGGGGAGGUGGGCCCCACAUAACCCUUGUUUCCCAGGAAGGUCUUGAGGCAGAAGGCAUUGCAGAAAGGCAUUGCAAUUUGCUAGCUUCAGCCAGCAAGAAGCAGAGAGCCUGACCUCUUGAUACCCAGUCCAGCACAUGCUGCCUCUGAAGCAAGAUGGGAGAAGGUAUGUGAAACCCACUUGGAUCCAGGCCUAGGAGAGAGGUGGGAAAGGCCUGCCUACUGUGCUCUUCACCUGUACCAGCUCCCCUGCUGGGAGCAAGUUCACUCUGCCAGGCUGCGGUAAAGGCAUUUUUACAUCCAACAGCUCUGAGCUUUUCAGACAAGGCAGGAGGAGCUAACUGUCCAAAAUCAUUCACGUGUUAGGGGGAUCUGGGAUGUGAACCCAGGCAGCAAGACCACGGCUGAGGCCCAGGGAGAGGUGGUGAAUAGCCCAGGGUCACACAGCCACAGCCCCAGAGCUAGAAACUGCUGGCCCCCUUCCAGCCCAGCAAAAGCAAUGACACCUGACUCCUAGCAAAUUGGGGGUGGAGCAGAGGUGGAGCUAGGGAGACCCAGGUGGCCUCUCUUGAGAACCAGAGCACAGGCGGCAGAUUGACCUGGAGCAGCAUGAAGCAGAGCUGGGGACUGAAGCUGUUCAUCCUGGGAGCCGUGGUCCACAUAGAGGGUCUUCAAGCAGCUCAGCGUGCAUGCGGGCAGCGAGGCCCUGGUCCCCCUGAGCCUCAGGAGGGCAACACGGUGCCUGGCGAGUGGCCAUGGCAGGCCAGCGUGAGGAGGCAGGGCAUCCACGUCUGCAGCGGGUCCCUGGUGGCAGACAGCUGGGUCCUCACUGCAGCCCACUGCUUUGAAAAGGAGGCAAUGACAGAACUGAACGCCUGGUCAGUUGUCCUUGGUUCUCUGCAGCACGAAGGUCUGAGCCCAGGGGCUGAGGAGGUGGGGGUAACAGCUCUGCAGCUGCCCAGGGCUUACAACCACUACAGCCAGGGCUCAGACCUGGCCCUGCUCCGGCUCGCCCACCCCGUGGCCCACACACCUCUCUGCUUGCCCCGACCUGCCCAUCGCUUCCCCUUUGGGACUUCCUGCUGGGCCACUGGCUGGGAUCAGGACACCAAUGAUGCUCCCAGGACCCUACGGAAUCUGCGCCUGCGUCUAAUCAGCCGCCCCACGUGUAACUGUCUCUACAACCGCCUACACCAGCGGUCACUGGCCAGUCCGGCCAGGCCCGGGAUGCUGUGUGGGGGUCCCCAGCCUGGGAUGCAGGGGCCCUGUCAGGGAGAUUCCGGGGGUCCUGUGCUGUGCCGCGAACCCGAUGGACACUGGGUUCAAGCUGGGAUCAUCAGUUUUGCAUCAAGCUGUGCCCGGGAAGACACUCCUGUGCUGCUGACCAAUAUGGCUGCUCACAGCUCCUGGCUGCAGGCUCGAGCUCAGGGGGCAGCCUUCCUAACCCAGAACCCGGAGACCCCGGAGAUCAGUGAUGAGGACAGCUGUGUAGCCUGUGGAUCUCUGAGGAGAGAAGGCCCUCAGGCGGGAGCUCCCUCCCCGUGGCCCUGGGACGCUAGGCUGAAGCACCAAGGGAAGCUAGCUUGCGGUGGAGCCCUGGUGUCAGAGGAGGUGGUGCUGACUGCGGCCCACUGCUUCAUUGGGCGCCAGAUCCCAGAGGAAUGGACAGUAGGCCUGGGGGUCGGCCCAGAGGAGUCGGGCCUGAAGCAAGUCAUCCUGCAUGGGGCGUAUACCCACCCGGAGGGGGGCUAUGACGUGGCCCUCCUGCUGUUGGCCCAGCCUGUAACCCUGGGCCCCAGCCUGCGGCCCCUCUGCCUGCCCUAUUCGGACCACCGCCUGCCUGAUGGGGAACGUGGCUGGGUCCUAGGGCUGGCCCGCCAAGGAGCAGACACCAGCUCCCCUCAGACAGUGCCUGUGACCCUCCUGGGGCCCAGGGCCUGUAGCCGCCUGCAUGGAGCCCUCGGGAGCAAUAGCAUUCUGCCGGGGAUGGUGUGUACCAGUGUUGUGGGCGAGCCGCCCGGCUGUGAGGGCCUGUCGGGGGCACCGCUGGUGCACGAAGUGAGGGGCACAUGGUUCCUGGCUGGGCUGCACAGCUUCGGAGAUGCCUGCCAAGGCCCCGCAAGACCUGCUGUCUUUGCAGCGCUCCCCACCUACGAGAACUGGGUCAGCAGUUUGGACUGGCAGGUCUACUUCGCUGAGGAGCCUGAGCCCGAGCCCGAGCCCGAGCCCAGAAGCUGCGCGGCUAACACAAGCCAGCCAGCCAACUGCUGACAGGUGGCUCUGGGACGCUGCAGUCACAGCAAGGCAACUCCCACAAAAUUGCUUCUCUCCCAUCCAGCCCCCUGCCUUUCCCAGGCAGGUCCGACAGCGCAAAGGGCUCUGGGAAGGAACCUGCCCUGAAAGCUCCACCCUGCAGGACAGGGAGAUGUCGCCCGUGGAUGCCCCCCACCCCGCUCUGCAGUCCAACACAGGCGUCCCAAGCUUUUCCUAUUCUUCAUCCCUUCAGAUCCAAUGACACCAGCCAAGUACUUUGAAAAUUUCUUUUUUGGGGGGAGCAAUUUUCCUGUUUUUUUAAACUUAAAUAAAUUGUUACAAAAUAGACUUUAGAAAAUAAGUUA
This is a messenger RNA of Cervus elaphus (red deer), 3935 nucleotides long. It is a transcript of the gene PRSS53, whose product is annotated as serine protease 53. The transcript is spliced from 11 exons. Lineage: Eukaryota; Metazoa; Chordata; Mammalia; Artiodactyla; Cervidae. The record is from RefSeq and is a predicted model, not a curated record. Gene Ontology annotation, biological process: proteolysis. Gene Ontology annotation, molecular function: serine-type endopeptidase activity. The coding region runs from base 1927 to 3588 and encodes 553 amino acids.